This is a messenger RNA of Cetraspora pellucida, 147 nucleotides long. The record is from the annotation of a GenBank genome assembly. Lineage: Eukaryota; Fungi; Glomeromycota; Glomeromycetes; Diversisporales; Gigasporaceae.
AUGUUGUGUGGCAGAGAAACUUUAUUGCAAACUAGAAAGCAUUCACAUUCCUUAUUUGUAGUAUGUGGCUUGGCUUUAAAAAUAGCUGUUCAGUUUCAUAGAAGAAAUCUUGAUAUACGAGACUCUUUUUAUUUAAUAAGCUAUUGA